AUGGUCAAUACCUCCCAGACCACCCGUGCUUCAACCGAGACCUCUCCCAAGUCUUCAACGGCUAGCAGUCCAGUUCAUACCGAUGUUUCGUCCGACUCUCGGCCUUCUUCUUCGAUGUCGGUACCUGAAGCCCCUUUGAAUUCACCGGUCAACAGUGAUUCCUCCGCUUCCAGUUCCUCCGAAGUCCACAAGACCAAAGCUCAGUAUGUCGAGGGAAAAGUAAGUGAACUUUUAGACUGAUCUAUUUCUACUAGGCUAGUUUUAAUCCUGUUUAACACUACUUUUUAAUUUACCCAUAAUAUUAACCCUACUAAUCCCAUUUUUUCAGCUUCCACAAGUCCUCCGAAAGCGUGGUCGACCUAUUGAGAACCUCGGCUCAAUCAACGCCAGUCUAGAUCAAAUUGAGAGGGAAUUCGAGGUGGUCAAGGUCAAACUGCUGUGCUGUCGAACCAAGAAACAAAAGAUGCUGAUCAACGAGGAAAUUACGAGGAUUAUGGCCAAAUUCGAAGAGAUCAAAGCCUCCGUCCAACCCAAGAAGAUCAAGCUGGAGCCUAGACCCGAUUCCGAUGAGCAAGAUUCUUCCUCGACUAGUUAA
This is a messenger RNA of Bursaphelenchus xylophilus (pine wood nematode), 595 nucleotides long. Lineage: Eukaryota; Metazoa; Nematoda; Chromadorea; Rhabditida; Aphelenchoididae. The record is from the annotation of a GenBank genome assembly.